AUGAGCGACGAUGAGAAAAAGCAGAAAAUUGAGCGAGAGACCAAAAAGUACACAAUUAGGAUUCGCACAGCUGAUCAGCGAUUUGCCGGCACAGACGAUCGAAUCAUGUUCCAGAUCGUGGGAUCGGUUGGAAAGACGAUCUUUAUGGACCUGAAUAAUUCGAUGCACAAUGAUUUCGAACGCGGAAAAGUCGACGAUUUUCAAAUGAGGGCCGCGUGCGUUGGCGACCUGGAGUCUGUCAACAUCCAGAAACUGCACCAGAUCGUCGCGGAUAAAUGGAUAGUUGCAAGAAUCAUCAUCAAGUGUGGACCCUCCAUCUGGUGCACGCCUAACAGUUUGACUGUGGUCAAGGACGAGAUGGUCAACCUGCCAUUGUCGCGAAUGUGCCCAGACUCCUUUGAAAACGAAAGCAAAUGA
Molecule: messenger RNA, 417 nt
Organism: Oikopleura dioica
Lineage: Eukaryota; Metazoa; Chordata; Appendicularia; Copelata; Oikopleuridae
Source: the annotation of a GenBank genome assembly